Pogona vitticeps (central bearded dragon) is the source of this 4688-nucleotide messenger RNA. Lineage: Eukaryota; Metazoa; Chordata; Lepidosauria; Squamata; Agamidae. The record is from RefSeq and is a predicted model, not a curated record.
CGGCCAGUGGAGGGCCGAGGGCGUCGUCGCCUCCCCUCGGCCGGGCGCCGGGAAGAUGGCGCUGUCCAGGGGGCUGCGGUGCUGCCAGCGGGUCUUCGGCUGGGUGCCCGUCCUCCUCAUCGCCCUGGUCGCCCUCUGGUCCUACUACGCCUACGUCUUCGAGCUCUGCCUGGUGACUGUGACCAAUGAAAUAGAAAAAGUGGCCUACCUCGUCAUAUUCCAUGUGAUUUUUGUCUUCUUCGUAUGGACAUACUGGAAGACUAUAUUCACUCCUCCCCAGCAACCGGACAAAAAGUUCCACAUGUCUUACACGGACAAAGAGCGCUACGAGAAUGAAGAGAGGCUGGAGGGCCAGAGGCAGAUCCUGGCCGAAAUGGCCCAGAAGCUGCCCGUGUACACCAGAACCAGGAACGGCGCCAUCCGAUUCUGUGAUAGAUGCCAACUCAUCAAGCCGGACCGCUGCCACCAUUGCUCCAUAUGUGCCAUGUGUGUCUUAAAAAUGGACCAUCACUGCCCUUGGGUAAACAACUGCAUUGGAUUUUCGAACUACAAAUUCUUCCUGCUGUUUUUAGCCUACUCCCUCUUGUACUGCGUGUAUAUUUCUGCAACCGUGUUCAAGUAUUUCAUCAAGUAUUGGACGGGAGAACUGACCAACGGACGUUCCAAGUUCCACAUCCUUUUUCUCCUUUUUGUGGCAAUCAUGUUUUUCGUUAGCCUCCUGUUCCUCUUUGGCUACCACUGCUGGCUCGUCAGUCAGAACAGGUCUACAUUGGAGGCUUUCUCUGCCCCGGUGUUUCCAAACGGCCCGGAUAAAAACGGAUUCAACCUCGGCUUUGUGAAAAACCUCCAACAGGUGUUUGGAGAGAAAAAGAAACUCUGGCUGCUACCUGUUGCAUCCAGCCAGGGUGAUGGGCACUUUUUCCCAACCCGCACUUUGAGUGAAGCGCGUAAUCCGCUGCUGGCGAACGAGGAGCAGUGGGAGGAAGACGGCUCGGAGGACGACAGCCACGGCAAAGAAACAGAAUGUACUCCCAAUCAGAUCUGUUCUGAGGAUGGCUUCAUCUUUUCCCAUCCCCACUUGGAUUUCAGCUUCCUUCCCUCAUCAGCUUCCUCCCGUGGCGGAAGCAUGUGGUUCUUUCAGGACAAGCGGCCUUGGGGCCCUGAUGCGAAUCCUGGCUGUCUGAGAUGGUUCUUCAGGAUGCCUGCACCAGGAUGCUUCUCAUGAUCAUACUACUGAUUCGUAGUAGCACAGCUCUGGAAUUUUUAAGGACAUCUUUGACUUUUUCCUUUUAAACGUCUUACCUGGAAGGAACAAAACAUGUUUGCAUUUCCAGAUGCCUUAAUGGCAGUUAGCUGACACCGUGGAUGUCCCUUCGUGUCCCGUCUUACCACUAACAAGAACAGUUCUGCAACCGAGGAAUGGAGGAGGAGGGGCAUCCGGACAACCUGAUGGCAUGCGUAUGGGCAGAAAUCAUGGUUUGCCAUAUCAGACCUUGUUCAAAAACCUGGGUGAGUACUCACCUCUCCCUCCCGUGAGCUGAAUCUCUCCCUGCCAUUUUCUUCAUCACUACCUUUGAUUCUGCUAAGAACUCUUGCCAUUUUGGGGUCUAAAAAGGUAUCCUUCUUGGCGUGGUGUAAAGAUGUGAUGAGCCUUAAAGCACAAUCUUUGUGGCAGGUGCCUACAGUUCUACAAAGCUGGCCGAGAACGAAACCGACAAGCACAACUUGAAAGACUAGGCACAUUUCCGACACAGCCCACUGGCCUUUGACCUCCGCUACUGCGUGCCCAGGACUUGCCGCGGUGAUCAGGCUGUAGCUGCACCAAGAACUCGUACAACGGUGUGCAUCUCUUAAUGAAUGUUUCCCCAGGGACGGGAAACAUUUCCCCUUGUUUUGCAUUACGGUUCCCAGAAGCCCAUAGCCAUCGUGGCCACGCGAGCCAUAGGAUUCUGGAACUCGUCAUCCAAAAGGAAUGUUCCCCAUCUCUGCAUUUUCCCUGCACAUCGAAAAGUAGCAUACCAGGAAGAGGGGUCUCAGCCUUGCCACUUUCCUGCCAUGUUACUUCCCUCUGUGUAGAAGGAACUAUUCUGUACAGUUGGACGUUCGAUCAUGUGAGCCUACUGCUGGUUGGACCAAAACAGCUGGAACGCAGUCCUGUUCCACAGAUUUCUAAAUCACUGCCAGAAUCCUGUUGGUGUUGGCAUAAAAUUUGCGUAACUUAUCACCACCGAUUGCAGUUAAUUGAUGAAGUGUCAGGGUGCAUCUUGAUUGCACAGCUAAGAAGUAUGAACAGCAUGUGCCCCAUCAGUUACCCACAAUUAGUCACGGCGGUUUACACAAACGUGAACACCAACUGGAUUCUGUAAAGGCAGAGAAUGUGGCUGUCUUAAAAUGAGCAAUGGUACUGAGAAUUUGUAGGCUGCUUCCUUAAAAACAAAAUCAAGCUCCCCCCCCCUUUACACAUUAAACAACCCUGGCAGUAAGCAAACUGGAAUGGGCUAGAUUUUCUUCUUUUAUAAACUCUCUCUUUCUCAAGUACUGGCAGCGUACGGUAUCUGUUUUGACCUCAAGGUCCGGCCAAGUACGAUCUUUUUCUCGAGAGAUUUCUUGGUUGCUUCAGUUUGCAUUCUUGCAGAAGCAGGAGAGGAGGAAACAACUUUAUUUUAAAAAGCAAAAAUGGUAUGCCAACAGGAGAACCAAAGUUCUACCCAUGUCUGCUAUGGAAAUAGGACACUCUCACUGGUUCUGUGUAAGGCGUUUGGUUUAAGCUCUACCGGAGACGCUCAAUACGCUCCUUGGAUGCUGCAGUGAGGAGAAGCCAGAGAGAACGAAGUCUCACUAGACCCCAUGUAAAGCAUUUAACGACAUAAAGCUUUUGUGAUUUCAAUGGGGAUACUUUUAGGCUCCAUUUCUUCUGGAUUAUAUGCAGUGUGUUGAUUGAUGCUGCUUGUGUAUCAUCUCUCUGAUGCAUACACAAUGGAAAACAGACAUUGCAACUGUAAUGUGUAAAAGCAGUGUAAACUCUCCUUGAAACGAAAUUCACUUCAAUUUGAAUGUAACGUACGUAGCAGCAAAACCCACAUUGUCCAGUGAUUUCCAAGCUGAUCAGACAUUACAAAGGCACUGAAAUCAAUGUGAAUCCCCCAAAAAUAAGUAUUAGACCAGUCUUUGAUAUUAAAAAAGAAAAUGCAGGCCCACAUGCAAAGAACUUAAAAAUUGCAAAAUCUCUGUAACUCUGCAGCACCUUCUUUUGGUGGGGCCAUCACUGCACAUCCCAGUUGAACAGGAACUCAAGCGCUUGGCUGGCUUUGUAUCUCCCCCACCCCCACCCCCACCACAACUACUGAAAGGAUGAUGCCCAGCCUAAGGCCACCAAGCUAGUUGUGGUUAGGAUGCCUUUUAUUCCUUCCCACCUCCUGGCUUUUAAGCCUUCUGAACCAGGCAGGUGCCUCCUCCUCUUAACCCUGGUUGGGCCAGUUCAAAGGAAGGACUAAAAUGGCCAGCAAAGAGCCGUGCAGAACCUCUCUCUGCCCAGGCAAGCAGCUUCUGUUUCCCCUUUUGUGUUCAUCGGCACUUCUUGGUCUCCACUUCAGCCAUAGCUGUAGAGCAGACAUGAGCAGGCACCCAGUUUAUCCUCUUGAUUUGGUUCCUUUUUACGAAAACCAAGACCCAGAGCCCAGGGCAAAAGAGGGAGCACUAAGAAUGCCAAGCCAGAGGGACUCAGAGAACAGCCCCCAAACUCUGUUUCCAGGGCCAGAACACAAGUCACAGCCUUUCUGCAGAAAAAUGUGUGCCUGCCGAUUCCUAAGCGUUAUUGAUUUUAGCAGUCUAAUUUAGGAGUGAAAGGCAAUCUGUCGUGGCCAUUAUUAAAUAACGGGGAGUCAGAAACCGUGACCAAUCUACCUAAUGCAGAUCACCUUGCCAUCAGCUAAAACGCCCCCAGCCUACAUUCUGGCCACCCCUGCGGUGUAAAACCAGACGCCGCAAGAGGCGGCAGCUGCUCUUGCCCUCCUUUCUUGGCAGCCUCGAUCAAACGGCGCUUCCAAUUGUUAUUUCUGCUCCUGUGCCAGACCCCUGAAGGGUAGUGCAGCUGUUCAGCUUGUAACGGCACAAACAGAAUACAUGCAAAUUAUUUCCCUGAGCACCUUUGGGGAGCAACGUGUUUUAAUUCCAUAGCCUGCCUCAAUAAACUCCCCUCAUUCUCAGGUAACCAAAAUAACGGAGUUUAUUUUUGGAAACGCCUGAGCAGCCACCAUAUCGCAAAGAGACUUCCCCUGUCAAGAUUCAUCUGGGCUGGGGAAUUUUUCAAACUCAAAAAUACUUGCUCCUGCGCAAUCGUGCCAGCCCUCAGCCAACAUGGAACCCGACAAGCCAGUAGAGGCCAACUCUGUGCCUUCACAAAUGAGGAGGUUCACAAGCCAGGCUUCCUAACAGGGCCAUGUUAUUAUUUAUUUUUUAUUUAUUUGACUUAUAUCCCGCCCAUCUAGCAUAGUCUACCACUCUGGGCAGCUAACAACAAACAUAUAUACAAUUAAAAUAAUAUAAAUCAUUGAUAUCAUUAGUAACAAAACAUUCCAAAAGAUGACAAAUGAUAGAUAGCCAAGCGAAAGGAAGUUAAAUGCUGGCAGGAGGGAAGGCCUGGAUGUAAAGCCAUGUUUUUAGUUGAGUUUUAAAUGUACCCAGCAUAG